GGCGGGGCGAGAGGAAGAAUGACUGUUCUCUUCGCGGAUCUUGAUCCGGAACUUAUCCAGGAGUCCCGGAAGAGAUAACUCGCGGGAUAGAAGCGUGUUCACUACCCGAAAGAAAAACCGCAAAGGCGCGAGUGAGGCGGUGGGGAGAUUCUCUAGAUGCUCUCCAGAUCCUUGGUGAUGGAAUAUUUGACUCAUCCUGGUGCACUUAGCUUGGCUGCUGGAGUUGCAUGUGGCAUGUGCCUGGGCUGGGGCCUCCGUGUACGCUUUGGGAUGAUCCCCAAAAGCUCACUGAGCGAGACAGACACAGAGACCGGAAGUGAAGCAAGCAUCUUAGGAGAGAGUGGGGAGUGCAAAAUGAUUCUUGUGGUUCGAAAUGACUUAAAGAUGGGAAAAGGGAAGGUGGCUGCCCAGUGCUCUCAUGCUGCUGUUUCUGCCUACAAGCAAAUUCAAAGGAGAAACCCUGAAUUGCUCAAACAAUGGGAAUACUGUGGCCAGCCCAAAGUGGUGGUCAAAGCCCCUGAUGAAGAAACUCUGGUUGAAUUAUUGACCCAUGCGAAAAUGCUAGGACUGACUGUAAGUUUAAUCCAAGAUGCUGGACGUACUCAGAUUGCACCAGGUUCUAGAACUGUGCUGGGAAUUGGGCCAGGACCAGCAGAUCUAAUUGACAAGGUCACUGGCCACCUAAAACUUUACUAGGUGGAAUUCUGUAUGAUGGUCCCACCAAGAUGUGCUUUGAAACUGUUAAAUUCUAACAAUAAAAGCUGAAUUUCUCCCCCCA
This is a messenger RNA of Mirounga angustirostris (Northern elephant seal), 778 nucleotides long. It is a transcript of the gene PTRH2, whose product is annotated as peptidyl-tRNA hydrolase 2. The record is from RefSeq and is a predicted model, not a curated record. NCBI's taxonomy places the organism in Eukaryota, Metazoa, Chordata, Mammalia, Carnivora, Phocidae. The transcript is spliced from 2 exons. Gene Ontology annotation, cellular component: cytosol; mitochondrion. The coding region runs from base 157 to 696 and encodes 179 amino acids. Gene Ontology annotation, biological process: negative regulation of anoikis; positive regulation of anoikis. Gene Ontology annotation, molecular function: peptidyl-tRNA hydrolase activity.